UUUAAGUCUCCUAUACGCCCUGACAGGCCGACACAACCCCUUAGUGCAGCAAUACACCGGUUUAAUGAUGAGGGGGAUAGGUACACCGGUUUAGCAACAAAAAGGGGAUGUUGGGCACAGAACAAAAACUUAGAGAAAAAAAAUGUCUUCAAAAAAGAGGGUUCGGGUUGAGCUUACUGAAGAAAUGAAGGAACAAGUUUUAGGAGAAAGAAUUGAAUAUCACUUGGCUUAUCCAGAGGAUACAAGGGGAUCAGAAGAUAUUAAUCGAGUAGUAGAAUCUGAACCUGAUUCUGACCCUCAUUAUGCAGCUUAUUUACGGAGUAUACUUGAUCUUCAAAAGGAGUACGGCUGUUUUACUAGAGAUGAAGGAAGUACUGGGGCUGCUCAUGGUUCAAGUUCUUGAGAGAGAGAGAGAGAGAGAUGAAGAUGAAGAGAUGAGCUGUGAAGAGGAUGCGGAGAGCAGAGGAGGAGAAGAAGAAGAGGAAGAAGGUAACAAAGCUGAAGCUCAUCCAAAACAAUAGCAGGAUGAUUGUUGGGGUGUUAUCAAUUUUUGUUUGUGAAAAUGCCAGCGCCAGCAGGAAAGGGCAAACAACUGGGUUCAUAAUAGUGCUGCACCUCAAACUCAUCAUAUUUGGCAAAAUUGUGAUUUGGCACGUUCCUAUUGCAGCUAAUAAAGAUGAACCAAAGCAACAUCUUUAUCUCAGCCAAUGUCAACAGCCCCUGCAGCUGCUUGUAUUACUGGUCGGAACGCUGAUGAUGAAGCUCGUGGUUCUUGUAAGAAAUGUGGCAGUGUUGGUUUUCAGGCUGGUCUUGGUUCUUGGAUAAAUUUAAGGCGAAUGGGGCGAAGGAGUUAUCCGAGCAGAGUUCUGAAGAGAGUUAGAGUUUGGAUUCUGAUGUUGAUUCAGAGAUGGAGAUGAAAGUUGCUGCAAGCAAGGGAAUUAAGAAAAAAAGUCGACUCAGAUGAAAAUGUGGAGGAAGAGAGGAAGAAGCCAAGUAGGUCGAAGAAAAGGACAAGUAGGAGGAGAAGCAGCAGCGACAUGAACAAUGAUGAUGAGGGUGGUAGAAGAGAAGACAUAAGGAUUGUUCAGAUGAUGACGAGCACCGUCAACUCCAUGAAGCUGUUGCUGCAUAAUUAGCAUUCUCAUUCUGUAGUUUCUGUUUGUGACACCAGCACCGGGUUUGUGUUCCCGCGAACAACAACGGGUUCAUAGUAGCGUUACACUUCAAACUCGCUGCAAAGUGCGAUUAGGUACCAUCCUUAUGCACCUAAUAAAGAAGAACCAGAGCGAACUUCUUCGUCUUGGCCAAUGUAAACAGCGCCUGCGGCUACUCGUAUUACUGCUUCGAACACUGAUAAUGAAGCUCAUGGUUCUUGUUGGAAAUGUUCUUUGUGUUGGUCAUCUUUUUCUUCAGUGUCAUAAUUAUAUUACACAGAAAAUUAUUACAAAAAUAAACGGUCAACACGUUUUGACCAUGGUCGCCGACCUGUUUAUGGAAACCAGACUACCAAGAAAUUACAACUAAGGCCGGAUUUAUUUUUGGAAGCUGGAAACACUUGGGGGUUAAGUUUCCCAGCUUUAUAAGUGUCCAACCUCUGUUCAUGAUCAUUCAGCAACACUCUGUAGUUGGCUAAAAAACUCUUGCUUUUUUCUGUUCAUCUUCAACAACGCUCUGUGAAACAAAAAAAUAUAUUCAGAAUGGCGUUCAAGGUAGAAUCAUCUUCUUGUUGCAAGGAUAAACGUAAACGUAAGAAAAAAAAGACUUUUAAGGACAGAAUGCAGACUUUAGAGAAGAUGUUUCAUGAAUUAACAACUUUAUGUGAUCUUAGGGGUUUAUUGUAUGUUAAAUCUGAGUUCAAUAAGGAUGGAUUGGUUAGGAUACUACCAGAAAACCCUAAUCAGCGUCGAGAGAUUGUCAGGGAUUACAUAAAUUAUGAUCCAAAAACAGCAGGGAAAAGAAAAGGGGGUGAUUCUGAAUGUACUAAUGAUAACAAGAUGAGGAAAUUCAGCAAUGGUGAUGUUAAAGAAGAGAAUCAACAAGAUAAAUUCAUUGAUCAGAAGUUGAAUAAUUUAUCUGUUGAAGAGAUUGAGAGGAAUUUGGAGCCCAUGUUGGGUAUGAUUUCAGAGAGAAUAGAUAAGUUGAUGAUGGAGAAGAACAAAUCUGUGGCAAAGGGUUGUAAUGAAGAUGAUAUGGUUAUGAUGAAUGAAUUCCCCUCUCCUCCACUUGAACCUUCAUCAUCUACGGGUUUUCCUAAUUACAGUUCUGCUUUGGAGAAGGAGUUUGAUUAUGAUGUUAAUCAAUGGCUUAAUCUUCCUGGACUAACUAAUACUAGUACUGAUGGUGGUAUUAUGUUUGAGCCUUUUCCUGACGUGAUCGACUUCGAGUUCCAGGCGUUGAGUAAUUAUGCAGGCAGCUUUACUAAUAUGAUGAUUAACUGCUGCUGAACAAAAGACUAGCUACUGCUGCUGACUACUAGUUUCAUAAUGUUGAAUUUGAAAUGCAGUCUGUCACCUGCAUUGAUAAUUUCAGAUGUGCAGUGUAAUAUGAUCAAGCGCUGAAGACUGCUACUAGUUAGUGCCGAUUGCGGAAUCACUUCUUUUCUUCUUUUUGAUUUUCAUUAUCCAUGUAAUGUAAUAAUUUUGCGGAUGCACUUGAGUACUGGUUUCCAAAUGUUGAAUUGAUAAUGCAGUCUCUGUUGCGUUCAUAAUUUCAGAUGUGCAGUG
Molecule: messenger RNA, 2723 nt
Organism: Papaver somniferum (opium poppy)
Lineage: Eukaryota; Viridiplantae; Streptophyta; Magnoliopsida; Ranunculales; Papaveraceae
Exons: 3
Coding region: 1698-2444 (248 amino acids)
Molecular function (GO): protein dimerization activity; DNA binding
Source: RefSeq, a predicted model, not a curated record